Molecule: messenger RNA, 447 nt
Organism: Capsella rubella
Lineage: Eukaryota; Viridiplantae; Streptophyta; Magnoliopsida; Brassicales; Brassicaceae
Product: S-protein homolog 9
Exons: 1
Coding region: 1-447 (148 amino acids)
Source: RefSeq, a predicted model, not a curated record
AUGAAUCGUCUCUUGUGUUUUCUGCUCAUUAUUGGAUUGUGUGUAGGAUUGAGUGACUCAUUUAAAUUUAAUGAGAAAAACUCUGUAUUCUUUAAGAGUUCCCUUAGUAGAAACAACGUCUUGAAGAUUCAUUGUUUAUCGACAGACGAUCUAGGCGUCCAUUUUUUGCGUCCCGGGGAAACCUACGAUUUUAGUUUCCAUGAUAGCUUUCUGACAACAAGUUUUGGUUGUUUCUUAUGGCAAGGGCCUAAUUUCAAGUUUCAGGCAGAGUUUGAGGCAUAUGAAGGUGGUGGUUUCAUAGUUCAUUAUGGUAAAAAGAACUAUUGGGAUGCUAGAGAAGAUGGAAUCUAUUUCACACAUGGCAAAGAAAUCCCUAAGUUAGAGUAUAAGUGGAACUUAACCACCCCUGACUCGGCGGUGCAAACAAAUGUAGCAGCUUUGUUUUAA